Molecule: messenger RNA, 3031 nt
Organism: Haliotis rubra (blacklip abalone)
Lineage: Eukaryota; Metazoa; Mollusca; Gastropoda; Lepetellida; Haliotidae
Product: serine/threonine-protein kinase ICK-like
Exons: 14
Coding region: 160-1818 (552 amino acids)
Biological process (GO): intracellular signal transduction; protein phosphorylation; cilium assembly
Cellular component (GO): cytoplasm; nucleus; cilium
Molecular function (GO): ATP binding; protein serine/threonine kinase activity
Source: RefSeq, a predicted model, not a curated record
CGUGACUAGCAGCGAGAGCCAAAUAGCAACUACAAACAUGGCGGCGUGUGACGGGACAAGGAUAACAUGACACUUUGGAUAUGCAGUAAACAACGGGAUAUAUCGCGUUGUUUUAGGAUACAGUAGCUAGUUAGCGCGUAGAGACAUCAACAGUUCAUUAUGAAUCGUUACCAACUAACGAAACAGCUGGGGGACGGCACGUACGGUAGCGUGCUGCUUGCCACCCAUAUCGAGACGGGGGAGAAAGUAGCUGUCAAGAAGAUGAAGAAGAAAUACUACUCCUGGGAUGAAUGCCUCAGUCUGAGGGAAGUCAAGUCUCUCCGCAAAUUGAACCAUCCCAACAUAGUGAAGCUGAAGGAGGUGAUUCGGGAAAACGAUAUGCUGUACUUUGUGUUUGAAUUCAUGAAGGAGAACCUCUACCAGAUGAUGAAGGACAGGGAAAAAUUGUUACCUGGAUCAGUUGUGCGAAACAUUAUUUAUCAAGUCCUACAGGGAUUGGCGUACAUGCACAAACAAGGAUUUUUCCAUCGGGACUUGAAACCAGAGAACUUGCUUUGUGCAGGCCCAGAAUUAGUAAAGAUAGCUGACUUUGGUCUAGCUCGUGAGAUUCGAUCUCGUCCCCCAUACACAGACUAUGUGUCCACACGAUGGUACCGGGCCCCUGAGGUGUUGCUUCGCUCAACUAACUACAGCUCCCCCAUCGACAUCUGGGCCCUCGGCUGCAUCAUGGCCGAACUGUACACCCUCCGACCACUAUUCCCUGGCAGCUCUGAGAUUGACCAGAUAUUCAAGACAUGCACAUGUCUCGGGACCCCGUCCAAGGAGGAGUGGCCAGAGGGCUACCAGCUGGCCAGUAGCAUGAAUUACCGAUUCCCACAAACUGUACCGGUCAACCUUAAAUCACUCGUCCCAAGUGCUGAUAAGGAUGGCCUUGACAUAAUGGCACGCAUGUUAAAGUGGAACCCGUCACAUCGACCCGGAUCAAGUCAGUGUUUGCGACAUGCCUACUUUCAAGUGGAUCAGACACUGGGUGUGUCCAUGGCUUCCAGCAGACCACAGGUAGCCUCCAACCACAGCAGCCAUACAACACAGGCAGCACAUGCAGUACAACCUGCACAAACUCGCAAAGCCUCAAUAGACAGCAUGGGAGGCCCAGGCAUGGGAGGACCCUCCAACUACAAGGACAAGCCAAUCAACCCCUCUCCUGGCCCCUUUGCUAUGACUGUCCCUCGGAAACAACCCGAGCGGAAACGUUGGGGCACUACCAACAUAUCAGAGAAGUGGGAUGACUGGGACGACCUUGACUUUUCACUGCCAAGCAAGAAGCCAAUUGCAGCAGUCAAACCAAAGUACAAGGAGCCUGAGAAGGCUAUUGAUGAAUUUGAAGAUGAUUUUCUUAAUUCUAUUUUGAGUAAGUCUCCCAGCAAACCAGCUGUUCCAACUGCAGGUCGACGCAUGAACUCUGGAAGGUCGUCCGCGCGGUCUGCCAAACAGCACUACUUGAGCUCCUCCCGCUACCAUCCUGGUUUAAAUCCCCUCAACAGUGGCAUGAAGCGAAAUCCCCUGGGAGCAAUCACUCGGCCCAAUCUAGACAGCGGAUUGAAGAACUUCAGCACACCAGCAAGGAAGGAUUCAGGGGGCGGCUACAUGCCAUCAUUUGGUCUGUCCAGUAAACCAAGCUAUGCAGGCAGCAACGUGAGCUGGAAGAGAGCCCAGCCCACUCCCAUCAGUAACAACCCAGGGUCCAACAUGCGGCAACCCCUGGCUGGACCCGUGCCUGGACGCACAGACUGGGCUGCUAAAUACCUGAAAUCCUGAAGUCAUGUUUCCUUGGGGAGAUAAUCUCACGUCUGUUGUCAGAGAUUUGAUGGAGAUGUUUUCAUUGUGACUGUGAUAAGUUUUCUCUUUGUGACUUGUGGACUUUCUAAGCCAUGUCAUGGACAACUUGGAUGUUGGGAUGGUCAUCAGUGUGAGGUCAUUCUUGCUCUAGUGUAUCGACAGUUUGUGUAUUGGCUGUCUCAGGGGCAUACAUUUGGUAUGGUGAGGCAUGUUUUGUAUCAUUAAAUGUCACCACCUUGAUCACGCAGUCAUUAAAGAGGGGACAGCAUUCAGGACUUGAUGUUUAGGGCAAUCAUAGUGUAAAUGAAUCACCAUUUUAGUCCAUAUAUUGUUAAUUAUUGCACUUGUUUACCCUAUGUUAAACAUGUAGAAUUUCAAAUAUGUCCACAACUUACAUUUAUAGAAGUAUAUAUACUCGCAUUCAUGGUAAAUCAAAGAAACUGCACUAUUUUCCCUUUUUAUAUAUUACAUACAGGUAAAUGUUGAUGGUGACAUUUCAGCAAACUAUUUUCUUCCACAUUUCCAAAUUAGUUGUCAGCCAAAGAUAGAACUUAGAAGAGUUGUCUCCCUUACUGCUGUGGUCUUUUCUCAGGUCUCAAUGGCCGCUGGCAUCUGUUUCACUGUCAUUGUAAUCAUUAAAACAUCACUGUGAUAUAUGGUGAUCAAAAUCAUGUGUUUAUUUUCAUAGUGUACGUGUUUGUGGUUUUCCUUAUGUAACCUCAUUUUCUCUGAUUAAUCCUGCCUUUCUCUGCAUUAUGCCAACAUGAUUUAUCCAACCAUUAAUAGCUGGUUGUGGAAAAUAUCUAAAGAAUACCUGACAAGUCUUCACGACAUGUGCUAGUCUCAACACCCAGCUUUAGUAAUUCUUUCGCUAUUGAGUAUUUGUUUACCAUAGAAAAUCAACAAUCAUCAAAUACAUAGCUAAAGUGUUUAAAACAUUAUAUUUUUUAUGUGUUUUAUUAGAUAAGAUCUUAUCAGUUAUUUCUGAUAUUGCUUUAUUUGAUCAAUAAAUAACAAAAUAUGUGUUUUUUUAUUAGAUAACCAUUUUACCUGUAUAUAACUUGUAUUUAACCCCAUGUGUGUUGUGGGGAGUGUACAGUGUUAGAUGGUGAUCACUGUUCAAGGAGGAUGGGGAGUGUCUGAUUCAGAAUUUGGGUCAUUACCUGUGGGGCGUGAGCAGCUGAUUGAUGAA